GCGACGCGUACCGCCUACAACAUCUGCUCUCGUUUACAGACACAUGGCAUUUGCCUCGUAGAACGUUAGUCCAUGCACCAUGGGCUGUACCAGCAGCGCUCCAAAUAUGGUCACAUCACAUACAAAUACUACAGAAAAAUUGCUUCAAUUUCCUGAAGAAUCACACAAGCAAUCAAUUGUGGAUGUAGAUGUACAUACGAAUAAUGGAAUUGAAGAUAUCGAAAAUAAGGUGCUUCCUUCGUGUGAUACUUUAGAUGAAUCUAUACAAUUAGAUAGACAUAAUAAAUCAGUGAUAAACAUCUCAAACAUGGACAUAGAAAAAGAUACACAUGCAAAUGGAUUUAUAAUAAAGAAUGAAGAUAUAGUUGAUAAGGGAGGAGAUGAUGAAGAUAAAUUGUCCACUUUGCAAGAAGUCGUUGAAAAAGUUGUAGAAUUAUAUGUUACAGACAAUGCUUUUGAAAUGCAAAAUUUUCCAGAAGAGAAAAAAAUUGUAGAGGAAGAAACAAAAAUAAAUUCUAUUAAAAAAGAAGAAAGCCAUAGAAGACCUGAUGAAGAACCACUAGAUGUUCCUAAAACAGAUUCUGAUAAUGUAAUCCACGAUACAACCGAAGAAGCCAUCAGUCCUAGUCAAUCAACUAGUAGUCGUGCGACACGGUGGGAAGCAUUAGCAGAUAUUGCGGCAGAAUUGCCACCCUCUCUCACAGUUGAUCCAAUUACUGGUCAGAUUUAUGCUCUCUCUAAAUAACGUUUUCAUUAAACAUUGUUAACAUUUAUAUUUAGGUAGUUUAUUAUUAAAUUUAAUGUAAACUAUGCAAGUCUGACAAGGAGGUUUGUUUUGUUCUUUAAGUUGUUGUUGAUAACAUUUAUCGUGCUCAUAGACCUAUUAAAUUCUUUGAAGCAAAAUAUUACUAUUAGGUAAUAAUUUAAUAAGGUAUUCUAAAUUUCGCUAUCAACUAUAUCAUAUAAUCAAAAGUUAGAAGUCCUGCUUCCGUACAGAAAUGGUAAAUGAAUGUAUCGUUUUAAAUAUGUUUUUGGUAAACCUGUUGUGGUAGAACGAGAUAGUAACAUCCGGUGAUUUGUUCCUUUUUAUUCAAACGAUAAGAGAGUGAAUUGAUCAAAGGGGUUCUGUCGAUUGAUAAUUUGAUAUUAUAAGGGUGAGGCUUCUACAGGUUUUUAAGGAGAUUACUGCAAACUUAUAUUAGCUGCAAUUCUUU
Messenger RNA from Galleria mellonella (greater wax moth), 1214 nucleotides. RefSeq lists its product as uncharacterized. NCBI's taxonomy places the organism in Eukaryota, Metazoa, Arthropoda, Insecta, Lepidoptera, Pyralidae. The record is from RefSeq and is a predicted model, not a curated record. The coding region runs from base 80 to 745 and encodes 221 amino acids. The transcript has 4 exons.